This is a messenger RNA of Plectropomus leopardus (leopard coralgrouper), 1831 nucleotides long. The record is from RefSeq and is a predicted model, not a curated record. Lineage: Eukaryota; Metazoa; Chordata; Actinopteri; Perciformes; Serranidae.
AUGGGAGCGUUCAGCCGCCAGAAGUUUUUCCAGGAGCUUGCUCACGGCUGCCUGCUGCCUACAGCUCAGCAGGGCCUGGAGCAAGUAUGGCAGCUGCUGGUUAUCUGCCUGCUGUGUCGGCUCCUCUGGAUGUUAGGCCUCCCCUCCUUCGUGAAACACCUGGGCACAGUGGCGGGAGGUUUCUACACUCUCUACCUUUUCUUUGAGCUUCACAUGAUCUGGGUGGUGCUUCUCAGCCUUCUCUGCUACCUCUUCCUCUUCCUGUGCCGCCACUCCACCAUCAGAGGCACCUUCCUCUCCAUCACUGUACUCAUCUACCUGCUGCUGGGAGAGCUGCACAUGAUGGACACCACCAACUGGCACAAGAUGAGAGGUUCACAGAUGGUGGUCGCCAUGAAAGCCAUCUCUCUGGCCUUCGACCUGGACAGAGGUGUCGUGACCAGCGUGCCCUCACCUAUUGAAUUCAUGGGCUAUAUUUACUUUGUGGGCACAGUCAUCUUUGGUCCCUGGAUCAGCUUCAACAGCUACAAAGACGCUUUGGAGGGACGUAAGCUGAGCUUUUCGUGGCUUUUAAAAGUCUCUGUUAGCUGGGUGAAGAGCCAGGUCUGCCUUGUUAUUUCCAACUGCGUUGCACCCUACCUCUUCCCUUAUUUCAUACCGGUCUAUGGAGACAAGCUUCUACGGGGCAAAAAGAGGAGGAAGAUCAGAGGUACAACAGCAAAGUGGUUGCUGGCGUAUGAGAACACAAUGUCUUUCCACUUCAGCAAUUAUUUUGUUGGUUAUUUGAGCGAGACUACGACGACUCUGGCAGGAUCAGGCUUCACAGAGGAGAAAGAAAACCUCAAAUGGGACUUGACUGUAUCCAAGCCACUGAAUAUCGAGUUUCCCCGAUCGAUGGUGGAGGUGGUAACGUCAUGGAAUCUGCCCAUGUCUCGCUUUCUGCACACCUAUGUUUUUAAGAGUGCUCUCAAAUUUGGGACGUUCUCUGCCAUCAUGGUGACGUAUACAGCCAGCGCCCUGCUGCAUGGUCUGAGUUUUCAUCUGGGUGCAGUGCUAAUAUCUCUCGGGUUCAUCACGUACAUUGAGCACGUGUUGCGGAAGAGGCUUGCAGACAUUUUUAAUGCCUGUAUACUGUCGAGGAAAUGUCAGCCAAACUGCACUCACCGGAACAAAAAGGAGAUUUGGGUGUAUUUGAUCAACAUAGCAUUCAGCGCAUUGGCAUUACUCCACCUGACGUACCUGGGCUCUGUGUUCAACUCCAGCGUGGACUACAUGGAGGAUGAUGAGGACGAUAUUACCCAUCAUACCAUUCAGAAGUGGUCAGAGCUGAGCUGGACGAGCCACUGGGUCACAUUUGGAUGCUGGAUUUUGUACCGUCUCAUUCUCUAAUGACAAGAAAAGCAGAGAAAGUGAAGCAAUAACAAGAGAUGUAAGGUCGGUUCUCCACUUCUGCACUGUGACUUUAUUCAGACCGAAGAGAUCCGAAUCAACCUGUAUACAACAAUAAACCAACGCGCAGUGUUCAGGUUGCGCCGCAUGUUGGCUGGGUAAUCUAUUAGUCUAACCUGCUGGGGACUUAGUUUUGAUAUCCAUAAAAUGAUAACCCGCUCGCCCCCCCCCCUUUUUCCCCCCGUCUCUCAUUCCUUUUUAUCGGAGCCGCAGUGGUCGAGCCCUCAUGUUGUGACAGCAGUUACCGAUGUCUCACUGUGAGUCGCAAUCAAUACCUAUCAGCAUGGUGCAGAUCGGCUGCUCCUUUCUGUGGACACAUGAUAGAGCCCAUUAUCUAGGUUUCAGCGUCGACUGCGGCAGAUGUCCUCCAGAUGUGCCGCGC